Mytilus californianus (California mussel) is the source of this 6403-nucleotide messenger RNA. RefSeq names its product centrosomal protein of 135 kDa-like. The transcript is spliced from 24 exons. Bases 138 to 3998 code for a protein of 1286 amino acids. NCBI's taxonomy places the organism in Eukaryota, Metazoa, Mollusca, Bivalvia, Mytilida, Mytilidae. The record is from RefSeq and is a predicted model, not a curated record.
UUCAAAUAACAAAACUUGUCUUGGCAUGUUCCUCAAUGACAACAAACGGUGCUGUGGCCGAUUAAAGGAAUCUGGCGAGAUGUUUUGAUGUUUGCCACUUGAACCUUAUUUCGUUGUGAAAACCGAAAGUUUCAAACAUGGCAGACAAGACUUCAGCACAGGCACAGCAGAAAUUCACCAAUUUACGUAAGAGGUUGGACCAGCUUGGGUACCGUCAGACGCUAGGAUUGGAAUCUUUGCCCUUGGUGGAAAAAUUGUUUGCUGACCUGGUCCACACUACUGACAGUCUGAAAAAUGCCAAACUAGAGUUAGGAAAGCAGACGACAGAAUCAAAUGAUGUAGAAAGUGCAAUAGAACCUUAUAAAAGUGACAAUGCUAAACUUGUGAAAGAAAAUAAUGACCUUCAUCAACAGCUUAUCAAACAGAAAGAUGAAUCAGAUGCUAUAGUUAAGGAACUAAAAGCCUCACUUAGAAAACUAGAACAUGAGAAUGCUGAUUUGAAGUUCCUGAACAAUCAAUAUGUACAGAAAGCCAGACAGCUUGAGAAAGAAUCCAGGGAGAAAUCUGAUAGGAUUCUUCAUCUACAGGAGAAAAACUUCCAUGCUGUUGUUCAGACACCAGGAGGCAAGAAAAAGACAAUCCCCUUCAGAAGACAGAGGAUGGAAAUUGACACAAUAGUCCCAGAAUCUGAUGGUCCAAGUAGACUAGUGAUCCCCAAUCCUGAGGACCCUUACAUUGCUGAUCUGCUACAAGUGGCUGAUAAUAGAAUAGCAGAACUGGACCGUGAAAUCAGGAGGCUGAAUGAUGAAAAAGAUAUUACAGAAAGAAAAGUAAAGAAUUUCAGAGAACAGGUUGAUAGACGUGAUGAAGAAAUAGAACGACUGAACAGAAUGUUGGACGGAGGAAGACCUUCAGAUGUUGUGGCCCUGGAGGCCCGGAACAGGGCUAACGAGAGGAUGAUCUCUCAUCUUAAUAUACAGAUUGACUUUUUACAACAAAAGAAUAGAGAAAUGGACAGAAAAAUGAAUGAAGCUUUAGCAACGAGAGAUGAGUAUGAAAGCAUGUCAUCCAAAAUGAAUUUAAAGACAAGACAAUUAGAAGCGAAGAAUAAAGAAUUGGAAUAUGACCUCAAUGAUGUGGACCGCAUGGCCAAACGUCUACAAUCAGACAAAGAAAUUGUUGUUAAAGAGGCAGAUAGAGAAAUGAACGAGGCUAAGGAUGAAUUGGAAAAAUCUCGCCAUGAGCUUGAAGACUUGGACCAAGUAGUAGCUGAGUUGAAAGCUGGUAACCAGUCCUUAUCCAUACAGCAAGCCGAACUUAAACAGCAGUUAUCUGUAAAGAAUGGCGACCUGAUGCGUCUUGAGGAACUGCUAGACAGAGUGACAGAAGACAAGAAGAGGAUUAGUCAUAGAGUGAACAAACUUAUGGCUAAUGAAAAGGAACUUGUGUUAGAGAUUGAAAGACUAAAGAAAAAGAAUGGCCCAGCACUAACAAAGAAAGGCAAAACUUCAAGCAAACUUGAUGCCUUCAUUCGUAGUAUUGAAGAAGAGAGAAACUAUUACAGAGAUCAAGCCGAUGCUCUUCAAAAAAUGUUACGAGGGGAGAUUCCAACGAGAAGUCGAAGUCCUGUAAGGUCAAGGUCAUCUUCUAGAGCAGGAAGUCCGAUACGGGAGGCUGCAGGAACACCUACCUCAAAAUCUGAUAAAAAGACUGUAGCCCAAUAUGAGACUGUAAUACGGGUCAUGGAAGAAGAGAAAGAAUAUUACAAGAAAGAAUAUGAAAUUCUGAAAGCCACAAAGAAAACAAUUUCAUCAGCCAGAGCUACACCAACUAAGGGACUUGACGAUCCAGAAGUUUCCAAAUUGAUCAGAGAAAGAGAUGAAAUGAAAGCCUUACUAGAUAAAUUUGAAAGACAUAUGGCUGAGAUUCAAGCUAAUGUUAAAGUUUUGACAGCAGAGAGAGACAAGCUCAGCACAAUGUAUGAUGAGACCAAAGAUGAGCUUCAGAGAAUAAGGAGAGAACUUGUUCGAUCACCAAAAUCUCCUAAAACAUCAUUGGCAGCUCAGGCAAUUUUAAGGCGAGUGGAGAAUGAAAGAGAUGAUGGAAUAGCAGACCUCAGGAGGAUGACAACGGAGAGGGAUAGUCUACGAGAGAGGUUGAAGAUUGCAACAGAAUCUUCCCUAUCAGACAGGGCCAAGCUUGAACAGAAAAUUGAGGACCUGGAAAAUGCUCUACAUAAUUCUGAAACAGAGAAGAGUGAGUACGUUGUCAGAGUAACAACUCUAAGAGAAGACGUCAGACACUAUGAGGACCAAGUGAAAGACCAAGCUCUUCGUCUGGGCCACACUCAGGAUGAGGCCUCUCAGCACAGAUCUACAGCUACACAAAUGAAAAUGCUUGCUGAAGAGACUGAGAAAUCAUUAGAAGAUGCACAAAAACGUCUUGGAAGAAGAGAACAUACUGUUCAAACACAAGAAGAAAAGAUCUUGCAGUUAGAAGACAGGAUUGCUGAAAUGAAUAGAGCUCUUCUGAAUACCAAAGAUGAGGCUGGUCAACAAAGGCUUACUAUCAGUUCUCUAGAUAGAGAGAAGGAUGGUCUUCAACUGGCCAUUGAUGAAAAGACAGAAAAAAUUGCUAGAUUGAAUGAGGAUAUUUUAGUAAAGGAAAAACUUAUGAGUGAUUUGAAGAUCCGAGUAAAUGAACUGGAGGCUCAGCUAGAGCAUGCCGGUGAUAACCUAGGUUUGAAGGAUAGAGAGAUUAAGAGUUUACACAGACAGUGUGAUAGCACUACUGAAGAUCUGAGUGAGACGAGUCGUAGUAAAGAUAUUGCUCUGAGAGAGAAUAGACGUCUCCAGGAUGAUUUAGCUGUAAUGACCAGAGAAAAUCAGAAAUUAAAUCAAGAGUUACAAGAUGCUUUAGAUGACCGGGAACAGCUCAAAUCCCAAGUCCAGGAUUAUAUGACUGAAGUGAAGAGGACUGAAGAUUUACUGUCUAGAAAGGAAUCAGAACGAUCUGACCUGCUAGAGCAGUAUAGAGCCUUAUCAAUGGAAGCAGAACAGUACCAAACCUCAUCACAUCAGUUGGAGAGUGAAGGAUCCAAUCUGAGGCUGGAACUGAUGACCAAAGACUCUGAGAUCAGAAGAAACAGAGACAAAAUUGACAACUUAGAAAGAGAAAUUCAAGAGCAUUUGAAUGGUCAGCAGGCCUAUGAGCUCCAAGUAUCCAACCUUACAAGAUCUGUUGGCAAUUUAGAGGAGAACCUCCGAAUAGUAGAGGAAGAAAAGCAGAACUUACUUGUAGAUCUGACAGCGGUGAGGGAACUUUGUGCCAAGUUGGAGGGUAGCAAGGAGUCCUUACAGAGACAGUUGACGUCUGCUUCAUUAGAUAGAGAACAGUUACAAAACUUAGUAGAUGAUAUGAGACAAGAAACAGACUUAUUAAAGAGUCAGGUGUCUGCCGAGAGGACCAACUUAAAGAGCUUAGAAGGCCUUCUACAGAAUAACCGAGAGAAAGAGUUCCAGACGCAGUUAAAUCAACAGGAGAAGAGUGCCGAGAUACAAAUGCUGAAGGAUAGAUUGUCUCUAAACGAAAGUAAAAUACAAAGUCAGGGUAGAGAGAUAGCUUCACUGAGGACAAGAAAUGUUGAACUGGAGGGAGAUGUUGAAAGAUUGAGAAGAAAUCUGACAAGUGAAAAGUUUGAAAGAGAAAGAGCAUGCCAGGAAUUAAAACGCCAUGGAUUUAAUCCACCUAUACCUACAAUGGACUUUUCUACCAACGCUGGAGGCUCAUCCUACAGUUAUCAUCGCACAUUGAAAACAACGACCACCAGCAGAACUAGGUCAAGGUCAAGAUCUAGGUCACCAAGUCCUGCAAGAUAUCGUAGUCCCAAUACUUCCUACCUGGGUUAUUCUGCACAUCGUAGUCGAUCACCUGAGCGAAGCAGCUACCUUGAUGACAUUGACACGUCCUUGAAGAGUUUAGGAAAUGAUGUGCUUUGAUCCAAAUUUUAUAACUAAUUAUUUAGGUUUUAAACAAUUUACAUAGCAACAAAUGUGAUAUUGACUUAUAGAUCUGGUUGCCAUGGGAUACGUAGAAAAAUUGAUGCUAGGGGUUUCCAUGGCUACAAUAUUAUAUAUCCACUGCCAAUAAGCAUUUAUCACCAGACAGUACUGUGAUACAUGAAAGUUGCAGUUUCCAUGGAAACCAAAUUUUCUCAGAAUUUUAAAAUUGCAAGUAUAAUGUUUGCGAUGAUCAGAAAACAGAUUUGUGAUAUCAGUGAUUUUAACUAUUUGUCUUCAAAAUAAGAAAAACGUUAUGAUUUUUCAGAUCACAAGUUUCAAAUAUUCAAGGCCUCCCACUGUUAAUGGUAAACACCAAUGGUAGUUAGAUACUUGCAUAAAAUUUCGUUAUAAAACAGAAAAUUUCGGCCCAUGAAAAUUUCUUUUCUGUAUUUGGUUAAAACCAAAAUUCCAGCAAAUAUUUAUUUAUGUUAAUUAUCAUUACAUGAAAAAAGUAUUUUACCAAUAUUUUUGACCGACUUAUCAUUAAGUAAAUCAAUUUUUCUGCUAUAAUUUUCUCCAAUCAGUUUUAAAAAGUUAAAGUGAAAAGGGGGUUAAAAUGUCUCAAUCUUUAAUAAUAAAUGUCAACUUGUGGGAAGGGUGUUAUUGUUUAUCUUUAAUCAAUCUGUGAUAUUUUUCUGUACAGUGCUGUGUUUUAUUAUUUAUUUGUAGAUAUGCAAAUUAUUAAUGAUAAUUUUUGGUUACAGUGAUAUUAAUUUUAUAUGCGGUAGAAUCUGUCAAAUUUAAAAAUAUGUUUGGGGUUUAAAAUUUCUGUUCUGUAAACUUUAUUUUAUCUUAAUUAUUUUUGAAUUUAAUUGUUUUGUAUUUUGAUUUGUGAAAUAUUGUCAGAUCAACCAAUCCUAUGUUUUCUCCUGGUAAGUCGAGCUUGCCAUGCAGAAUGUUCACUUGUCCAUCAAGAUACCAUGACCUUGAAAUGUCUAUUUUGGCUGAUUGCUGUCUUAUUGGUUUUAAACAGACAUCUAUUUUCAUACCUUUAGGAAGGGACAUAAAUCUUGUAAUUAAGGGACAUUACUCAUUUUAGAAGGUAUUUAAAUAUUCACAAUAAUAUGUCAUUAAUAUAAAGUGUAAAAAGACACUCUCUUAGAAUUUCACUGGGCUUUGAAUUUAAGAAUGUAAAAACGAAAAUUUGGAAAAUUGGUGCUAAAAAUUAAAAAAAAAGAAAAAUAUGCAAAGACAAUAAGAAAUUCAGAACAUGAGAAACUGCAGUGUCUUGUUAAAUGAAUUCGAAUAAUGCAAUGAUUUGUAAGUAAUUAAACAAAGAAGUCAUGGAAACUAGUAUUACAUGAGAGUUAAGUUCCAUCCAUUAAUUAAGAAAUCCGUCCAUCUUCAUUUGAGAAGAAUUUGUAUGUUUUUUAUUUAUUUUUCUUGUUUAUGAAUAAUAUUUUUGCAUUAUAUGUGUAUGGUAGAUUAUAGCGAAAGUGUAAGAAGAAUGUAGACAUUUUUAUUUAUUUAAAAAAAAUCUUGAUAAAUGUAGUUUUUGACUCUUCGAAAGUUGUUUUGGAGUAAUGUUAUUAUGUUAUCAGAAAGUCGAUUUGCCACAAACUUGCAAGCAUACAAUGUCAUGUGAUCCUUGUCAUGAUACUGAUUGUCUGGUCACAGCAUCAAAAGUUUUCAUACAAGCAGUUGUGCAUUUUGCAAGCCAUUAACUACAUAGCAUUUACAUUAUUUUUGCAGAUGUCAUAUUUUGAUGAUUUUAAUAUAUUAUAACUGUUAGUUGUUACCAAGUAGAUAUUAGAUUAUUUUGGAAACACUUCAAAAGUGAAAGUACAGAAAACUUGAAAGUGAAAGUGAAAUGGUUAUAGAAUGAAAUUUAAGAAUAAAGAAAUCAUUUACAUUAGACGAUAGAAAAUGUCAGUUUAUUUACAUGUACAAUGCAUCUUAAAAAUUUAUAAAUUUUAGUUGUUGAAAUCUUUAAUUUGACAAGAAGCUAAAAUGACAUUUUUACCAUCUGUUAUAUUUUGAAGUCACGAAACUUUAAAAAAAAAAAAUUUCUCGAAAUAUUUUAUUUAAGGACAGCUUAAUGUUUGAUAAAAGAAAUUAAGUUAUUUCCCCCUUGAAAGAAUGUCAUAAUGUAAAUAAUGGAUGAGAGUUAAAGUUGAAAGCAAGGUGUAAAUUCUGUCCUGGUAAAAAGUUUCCAGUACUGUACUAGCAAGUGGUUUGGAUUUUUCUCACCAACAUUUAGAGUGAAAUUUGCUUGCCACUGUACUUAUGACGGUAAUAUUUGCCAGACUUGUUAAGCAUGUUUUUGUGCUGUAAACAUUUUGGAAGUAGUUACUGCUUUUUCGUACAUCAAAAUUUCUUAAUAAAGUAUAUUUUUAAAGUUA